Molecule: messenger RNA, 3257 nt
Organism: Drosophila rhopaloa
Lineage: Eukaryota; Metazoa; Arthropoda; Insecta; Diptera; Drosophilidae
Gene: Sugb
Product: major facilitator superfamily domain-containing protein 6-B
Exons: 6
Coding region: 594-2357 (587 amino acids)
Cellular component (GO): membrane
Molecular function (GO): transmembrane transporter activity
Source: RefSeq, a predicted model, not a curated record
CAGUUUAAUCAGCUGAGACUGCAACUUACGUUCAUUUUUAAGUUUAUUUCAGCGGUGCUAAUAAAACCGAACGGCCCGGUGAUGUUCAUGUUCGUCGGUGGGCGUAUUCUUUUUAUAAUAAUUGGUGUGCCGUAGAUAAGGCGAAUUCGUAAACAAACGACGGAACGCAAACAAACGUGUUGACACUCGGCUCGUAGCGCCAGCGGCUCCAAUCAGUCGUGUUUUGGAAGCCCGUGUAGCCGGAACCCUCGAUUUUUGCGGAUUGUAUUGUGCGUUCUGUUAAUUAAAGCUAAAAAUGCGAACACUUGCCAAGCGUUCUAAUUAGCCGACGGGCGAAAUGUGUUGAUUCUCCAAAAAAUAAACAACGCCAAUGCACCGAAUUCCAAUUGGAAGAGAAACGUGAUCUUGGGUACAAACACACGUAUUAUAACGGCACCCGCAUGCAUACGAUUUUGCAUGUGUGAGUUGAACACAUGCUUUUUCCGCUUAACUUAGCAUUUUUUGUGAAUGAACUGGAAAACAGGCGAAUUUAGCACCGAUAAAACGCAAUUAGUAUUGAUCUUUUCGGCGCGGGUCAACGUAAUUACGACAAAAUGAAGGCCACCAUCGAUAAAGAGCUGCUGCCCAUGAAGGCGCACUAUUUUCUCUUCAAUGCCGGUACCGCUCCCGUCGUCCCCUUUAUGCCGACUUUGGCCGGACAGCUGGGAUACUCCCCCGCGGUUGUGGGCACCAUGUACAUGAUUCUGCCCAUCAUUGGAAUGCUGGCGAAGCCUCUUUUCGGCUACAUUGCAGACCGGUACCAUCGCCAUAGAUCCCUCUUCCUGGGUGGCCAGGUGCUCACCGGGAUCGCCUUCUUCCUGAUCAUGUUUGUGCCGGGGAUGGAGAAGCCGCUGCCCAAGGUGGAAUUCCACUGCCACGCUGGGGUUUCCGAGUUGAGAUUCUGCUCCGAAUACGGCGAGUGUGUCGAGAGGAAUCUGGAGCGCUACUAUGGAAAUCGAACGCUGGACUGCCAUCUAAACUGCGAGGCGCAGCCCUUCAUGUGGGACAUUGCGUGCCAGGAUUGGUUGCAGAACAAGACGGACAACUGUGCCGCCAAUCGCACCAAUCCCCAGAUCGAAUUUGGUACCAGCAUCAACAUGAAGGACAUCGAGGACAUAAAGGACUGCUUGUUCUUUAAGGUUCCCCGUGACCAAGGCCAGAUUGCAGGGCAGAAUGUCACCUUGUAUUGUCCAGCGGACAAGGAGUACUUCAAAACCAAUUGCACCAUGGACUGCCAAGAGGAUUACCUCAAAGAGCAGCUGGCGGAGAGUGCGGUGAUCAACACCAGUAGUGCCAUGUCCAUGCCGAAGUUCUGGCUGUUCUUCGGCCUGCUCAUCUUCAGCUGGAUCGGCAUGGCGGUGGUAGUUAGCAUCGGAGAUGCUAUCUGCUUUGGCAUCCUCGGGGAUCGUCACCAUCUGUAUGGAAAGCAGCGCCUGUGCGGCUCCCUUGGUUGGGGAGUGUUCGCCUUGUUGGCCGGCGUCCUCGUGGAUCACAUGUCAUUGGGAGAGGUGGACAAAAAUUACACGGCCGUUUUCUGGAUGGCCCUGAUUAUCAUGGGAUUUGAUGUGUUCGCGUCAUCCAAGCUCAGGCACACGCAGACACAUUUGUCGUCCAACAUAGUUAAGGAUAUUGGUCAGAUGUUCCUCUCGCUGCGCUGCGUGAUCUUCUUUCUGUGGUGCGUCGCCAUUGGACUUGGAACUGCGCUCAUCUGGAACUUUCUGUUCAUCUACUUAGAGCAGCUGGACAAGGCGUUCGAGGGAUGUGACAGCUCGAUUAAGACCCUGGAGGGUUUGGUCAUGGGAAUUCAGUGCUUCGGCGGCGAGCUGCCCUUCUUUUUCCUUUCCGGUUGGAUUCUGAAGAAGAUUGGGCAUGUAAACGCCAUGAGUAUGGUGCUUUUUGGUUUUGGAGUGAGAUUUAUUCUGUACUCGAUGCUGCAGAAUCCCUGGUACAUCCUGCCCAUCGAACUAAUGAAUGGGGUGACCUUCGGGCUGUUUUAUGCAACAAUGGCCUCCUAUGCGAGCAUUGUGGCACCGCCUGGAACUGAGGCUACCAUGCAGAGUCUGGUUGGAGCGAUUUUCGAGGGCGUUGGUGUCUCCAUGGGCAGCCUGAUUGGUGGACUGCUCUUUGAGUCGGUCACUGCACGCACCACCUUCGAGAUCUUUGGAAUUGGCGCCUUCAUUAUCUUUGUGAUUCACGUGUCCAUUCAACUAUAUCUGCAGCGCAACAGCAACAUCGACGAAAAUGGCACUGUCAAGUAUUUCGCACCGACAGAUGCAAUGCACAUGCUGAAUGAUCAGGAGUAUAGUAGAGUUAGCUAAAUUUGGUUUGACCGCAUCACCACCCACACCACCAAACACCAACAAUCACCAACGAACCAGCAACAGCGACAAGAGGCCACGCUUCUACUGUUCAACUGAAUGCUCCACUUCAACAUAUUUCUACUCUCGAAGCGCAUGUUGAAUAGAUGUACAACUACCUGUAUUGUAAACGUGCUUUAAUUAAGUAGUAACUUAUCUUAGUAACCCCACAAUCCCACACAUUGCCACCUAUGUACAUGCAUGUCGCGCAAGCGAAAUUCUUUCCUCAUUUACCUUUGAAUUCAAUGUGAAAACUUAAUAAUUUGUAGAAUUUCAAGCGCAGCAGUUUGUUUGCAUGUGAAUUAUUGUUUAUAUAAGCUGCUGCCUUGGAGCUGUGAUUAUUCAACUACUGUUUCUCCACACCAUCUUAAUGUUUAACAUAUUUGUAUAUUUAUAAAUAAUUUUUGUAGCGUAGUAGUAUACCGUAGUCAUUGGCUUCCCUUACUCCGGGUGCAUGUGGCUCUAUUUUUCUGAAAAUCUCUUAAGUAUUUACUUAACUAUACACAAUAAACAAUGUAAUGCUUUCCGACUUAUCGCAGGCAUACGAUAGCCAACUCUUAUAACAUAUACAACUAUUAUUAUGUAUCCAAAUGGUUUAACUUUUGUUCAACUGUUAUCUGUGUUAAGUUGUUAGCUAGUUGUUAACGGAAAUUCCAAUGUAAAUGCGCCUUUGCUGGGUGUAGUGCUUGUAAAAUCCGAGAUCUGGUGACUGAUCCAGUGCGUCUAGUGGCUGCCGAUGAGCGACUCCUCGUGCUGUUGCCUGUCGAGUUUCCGCUGGUAGUCGCGGUGCUUGCAGGCCGCCACGUUUGCGGCUCGUUUCUGUAAUCAGCAAUUUAUAGCUAAUAAACGUUUUAAUCAACA